Messenger RNA from Symphalangus syndactylus (siamang), 746 nucleotides. RefSeq names its product large ribosomal subunit protein uL18-like. Gene Ontology annotation, molecular function: 5S rRNA binding; structural constituent of ribosome. The record is from RefSeq and is a predicted model, not a curated record. Lineage: Eukaryota; Metazoa; Chordata; Mammalia; Primates; Hylobatidae. Gene Ontology annotation, biological process: translation; ribosomal large subunit assembly. Gene Ontology annotation, cellular component: cytosolic large ribosomal subunit; ribosome.
GAUACCAAGUGAAAUGUAGAAGACGAUGAGAGGGUAAAACGGAUUACUAUGCCCAGAAAUGCUUGGUGAUACAGGAUAAAAAUAAAUACAGCACACCCAAAUACAGGAUGAUAGUUCGUGUAACAAACAGAGAUCUCAUUUGUCAGAUUGCUUACGCCUGUAUUGAGGGGGAUAUGAUAGUCUACACAGCAUAUGCACACGAACUGCCAAAAUAGGGUGUGAAGGUUGGCCUGACAAACUACGCUGCAGCGUAUUGUACUUGCCUGCUGCUGGCCCGCAGUCUUCUCAGUAGGUUUGGCAUGGACAAGAUCUAUGAAGGCCAAGUGGAGGUGACUGGCCAUGAAUACGAUGUGGAAAGCAUUGAUGGUCAGCCAGGUGCCUUUACCUGCUAUUUGGAUGCAGGCCUUGCCAGAACUACCACUGGCAAUAAAGUUUUUGGCGCCCUGAAGGGAGCUGUGGAUGGAGGCUUGUCUAUCCCUCACAAUACCGAGCGAUUCCCUGGUUAUGAUUCUGAAAACAAGGAAUUUAAUGCAGAAGUACACCAGAAGCACAUCAGGGGCCAGAAUGUUGCAGAUUACAUGUGCUACUUAAUGGAGAAAGAUGAAGAUGCUUACAAGAAACAGUUCUUUCAAUACAUAAAGAACAAUGUAACUCCAGACAUGAUGGAGGAGACAUACAAGAAAGCUCAUGCUGCUAUACGAGAGAAUCCAGUCUAUGAAACGAAGCCCAAGAAAGAAGUUUUUUAA